Messenger RNA from Saccharomyces kudriavzevii IFO 1802, 1164 nucleotides. RefSeq names its product threonine aldolase GLY1 (gene GLY1). Gene Ontology annotation, biological process: L-threonine catabolic process; glycine biosynthetic process. The record is from RefSeq and is a predicted model, not a curated record. NCBI's taxonomy places the organism in Eukaryota, Fungi, Ascomycota, Saccharomycetes, Saccharomycetales, Saccharomycetaceae. The transcript has a single exon. Bases 1 to 1164 code for a protein of 387 amino acids. Gene Ontology annotation, molecular function: L-allo-threonine aldolase activity. Gene Ontology annotation, cellular component: cytosol.
AUGACUGAGUUCGAAUUGCCUCCUAAAUACACGACCGCUGCCAACGACUUGCGGUCAGACACCUUCACCACGCCUACGCCAGAGAUGAUGCAGGCCGCCCUGGAGGCCUCCAUCGGUGACGCUGUCUACGGUGAGGACGUCGACACCGUGAGACUGGAGCAGACCGUUGCCCGGAUGGCUGCUAAAGAAGCUGGUCUAUUCUGUGUCUCCGGAACUCUGUCCAACCAGAUCGCCAUCAGAACACACUUGACACAACCUCCAUACUCCAUUCUAUGUGACUACAGAGCGCAUGUGUACACCCACGAAGCCGCUGGUCUCGCCAUCUUGUCUCAGGCCAUGGUCGUUCCUGUGAUUCCUUCGAACGGUGACUACUUGACUUUGGAAGACAUCAGGUCGCACUACGUCCCGGACGAUGGUGAUAUCCACGGUGCCCCCACGAGACUGAUCUCUCUGGAAAACACCUUGCACGGUAUUGUCUACCCAUUGGAGGAGCUGGUCCGCAUCAAAGCUUGGUGCAUGGAGAACGGCCUCAAGUUGCACUGUGACGGUGCCAGAAUCUGGAACGCCGCCGCACAAUCCGGUGUCCCGUUGAAGCAAUACGGGGAGAUCUUCGACUCCAUCUCCAUCUGUCUGUCCAAGUCCAUGGGUGCCCCCAUCGGGUCCGUUUUGGUCGGGAACCUCAAGUUCGUCAAGAAGGCCACCCACUUCAGAAAACAGCAGGGUGGUGGUAUCAGACAAUCCGGUAUGAUGGCGAGAAUGGCUCUUGUCAACAUUAACAACGACUGGAAGUCCCAGUUGCUGUACUCGCACUCCCUGGCUCAUGAGUUGGCUCAGUUCUGCAAGGCAAAGGGCAUCCCGCUAGAGUCUCCCGCAGACACCAACUUUGUCUUCAUCAACUUGAAGUCCGCCAGAAUGGACCCAGACGUCCUGGUCAAGAAGGGGUUGAAAUACAACGUCAAACUGAUGGGCGGUAGAGUCUCCUUCCACUACCAAAUCACCAGGGACACCUUGGAAAAAGUUAAGCUGGCCAUCUCCGAGGCCUUCGACUACGCAAAGGAACAUCCUUUCGACUCCAAUGGGCCCACCAAGAUUUACCGUAGUGAAUCCACUGAAGUCGACGUCGAUGGCAACGCCAUCCACGAAAUAAAAACCUACAAGUACUAA